Molecule: messenger RNA, 956 nt
Organism: Calliphora vicina (urban bluebottle blowfly)
Lineage: Eukaryota; Metazoa; Arthropoda; Insecta; Diptera; Calliphoridae
Gene: NimC3
Product: Nimrod C3
Exons: 1
Coding region: 82-786 (234 amino acids)
Source: RefSeq, a predicted model, not a curated record
AAGUUAAAACAUAAAACUAAAAAAAAAACCAACUUAAAAUUACAAAAGAAAACAGAACUAAAAUUUCUAUUAAAACAAAAUAUGAACUAUAAUAUUAUUUGCAUUAUUCUAAUAAUAAAAUCAAUACGCUGCUUUUACGCCUUAACCGUAACCACCGGUCAUUGUUAUCGCAAUGUUACGGUCAAAUAUCAAGUGCCCAUAACCAAGACUCGCCUCAAGUUGGACUCGCACUUAACCGAAUACUAUGUGGAAUUUGAAGAUCGUGUACGCAUUGACUCAUUGCGCAUGUGUUGUCCCGGCUAUCGUACCAUAAUUUUUGGUUUAUGUGAGCCCAUCUGCUCGGAACUCUGUCCAAACAAUAGUUAUUGUGGUGAACCGGAAAAAUGCCAGUGUAUACGUGGCUACGAGGAAUCACACAAUCAUCAUGUACGCUCCAUAACCAGCAAACAGCCCAGACAACUGAGAUGUCGCCCCAUAUGUGCGGGUGGUUGUCCCCAUCAUAGCCAGUGUGUGGCCCAUAACAAGUGUGUUUGUCGUGCCGGCUAUAAGGAUACUAGCAGCUGGUUUAAUAGUUUACGCUGUGAACGCAUCCAGUGUCCCAUGGAUCAGGUGUAUGAUGUGCUGCAGCAUAAAUGUAUCAAAGUCGAUAUGAAUUUGGAGGAAUUAAUGCAGCAGGUGGGUCAGAAAUUGACCAAAGGUUUCACCAUGCAGGACUAUGAUGAGGAUGUGGAUCAGAAUGAGGAAGAUAAUGAGACAUCACGUUUUGUGGGCUCUAGAGAAGACUGAUUUUUAAGUUUUGUGUUGUUUUUUUUUCAAAAUUUGUAUGUAUUAAUUAAGUUAGUGUUAGUAUUAUAGAAUAUGUGAGGUUAGUGUAAUAUAUGUGUGAUAAAUGUAAAAAAAAUGAUUAAAAUCAAACAAAGAAAAAAUAAAUUUUAUAUAUAUUUUAAAAGUUAAAA